Molecule: messenger RNA, 186 nt
Organism: Racocetra fulgida
Lineage: Eukaryota; Fungi; Glomeromycota; Glomeromycetes; Diversisporales; Gigasporaceae
Source: the annotation of a GenBank genome assembly
AUGGAUAAAGAUAGGCAUAUUCAUAAAAAAGCUGAAGCUCAACGACUUAUAAAAAAGGGCUUGACGCCAGAACCUUAUCUUUACCAAAUUCCAGAACUGGGUAAGCGCUUUGAAUAUAUUGUAGUUGAAAAUAAUUCAUCACCGAAGAUAGGAGAUAAAAUGGAGUAUCCUGAGGUAGUAAGGUGA